AAUUAUUAUAACUGUAAUGGCUAUGGUAUAAAUAAUAACACUUUUUGGUUUCACCAAUCUGAGGAUUACCCAAUACUUUACAAACAUACAUUCAGACCAGCCCUGACAGAUAGCAAUGGCUUCCGGAACAGCGUUGAUUUACGAUGAUGAAAUGACAAGUUACAAACUACUUUGGGAUGACCCUGAGUGUGAUAUUGAAGUGCCGGAAAGAUUGUUAUCCUCCUAUGAGCAACUUAAACAUUAUCAUCUUGUGGAAAGAUGUAUCCAUGUACCUGUCAGGGAAGGAACCGAAGAAGAGAUCAUGUUGGUUCACAGUUCAGAAUACUUGGAAGUUGUAAAGAGCACCCAGACAAUGAAUGAAGAAGAACUCCAAAGAGUCUCAGAAAAUUAUGAUGCUGUUUACUUUCAUCCAAAUACUUACCGCUGUGCUAAACUAGCAGUAGGAGCAACGUUGCAACUGGUGGACUCUGUGAUGUCAGGAAAAGUGUGCAAUGGAAUGGCAUUAGUAAGGCCUCCAGGUCAUCACAGCCAGCGAAAUGCAGCCAAUGGAUUCUGUGUGUUCAAUAAUGUUGCUAUUGCAGCUCAAUAUGCGAAAAGAAGAUAUGGUCUUCAGAGAAUUCUCAUUGUUGACUGGGAUGUGCACCAUGGACAAGGGAUUCAAUAUGUAUUUGAAGAGGAUCCCAGUGUUCUCUAUUUCUCCUGGCAUCGCUAUGAACAUCAGCGGUUCUGGCCCUUGCUCAGAGAAUCUGAUUAUGAUGCUGUUGGUCAGGGAAAAGGAAAAGGAUUCAAUUUAAAUGUACCUUGGAAUAAGGUUGGAAUGGGGAAUUCUGAUUAUCUAGCUGCAUUUUUCCAUGUGUUGCUUCCAGUGGCUUUUGAGUUUGUUCCAGAACUUAUUCUGGUCUCUUCUGGAUAUGAUUCAGGAAUUGGUGACCCCGAGGGUCAGAUGAAUGCUACUCCAGAGUGCUUUGCUCACCUUACACAUUUCCUGAUACAGUUAGCUAAUGGAAGGCUGUGUGCAGUUCUAGAGGGUGGAUACCAUUUGAAAUCAUUGUCUGAAUCAGUCUGCAUGACUGUGAAAACUUUGCUUAGAGACCCUCUCCCCCCAAUCUCUGGAGAAAUGGCACCAUGCUUAAGUGCUAUAGAGUCUAUACAAAAUGUGAGAGGUGCACAUAAACCAUACUGGAAAUGUUUGAUGUAUGAAGAAGCAACUCCUUUACAUGAUCUCAGCACCAAAUCACAACAGAUGAUGGAGGCUGAGCUAAUUCAAACUAGUACACAUCCCACAGCAGAGCAAGCAGUUGGGACAACUAAGAGUGAUGAAGCCAUCAAAACAGACAGGUUUUUGGAAUCACACAUGAAGAAAAUUCUCUCUCCAGUGCCUCCUGUUAAAACAGCAGCAGCAAUUGUCUCUAAAGCUGAUGCACAUUUGCUACCAGUAUCUGUUCAAGUGGAGAUGGAAAUGAAUGCACAAGAACUGAAAACUGUUGUCAGUGCAUUUGAUGCAGAACUUGUGAAGGAAGAGAAAGCUUUACUCUCUCUUCAGAAUGUGUUGGCUGUCCUAGAUAAAAUACUAAAGAAGAAGGUGUGCAAUGGAAUUGCAGAAUCAUCUGUGGCUUCUGUUUCUACUACCUUUGCACUAAAGCACUGCUUUGAUUUUGGAUUACAAAGAGUGCUCUGCAUAGUUGUUGGAGACAUGGAUCUUGAACUCAACUUAGAUGAUGGAAGAAUACUUUUGAUGAACAUUUGCCAGAAACAACAAACUGAAAAGAUUAACUCCAAAUACUAUAUUUCUCUGAACUGGAAAGAGGAUGCUGAAAGAAACAAUUUCUUUUGUGCUGUACUUGGAUUCAUUCUUCCUGUAGCAUACAGCUAUCAACCUGACUUAAUGAUAAUAGUCAUUGGACCAAACAGGAGCCUUGGUGUAAAUGGGAUUUCUCUGCUUACUUGUUUACUGCAAGGAUUAGCCGAGUCUCGAAUUCUUGUGGUAAUACAGGACACAGAAAUAAAACUAGUGCAAAGUGUGGCCAAAGCCUUAUCGGGUGUUUCUACACCUGACUUUGGAGCCUACGCACCUGCUUCCCAAGAAAAUGUACUUGAAAUAAAACGAUUAAGAGACCAACUUCAACAGGAAUGGAAAAUGCUUCGAUGUUCAGUAAGGGACUGGAUUUCUGGAAGCUGAGGUCACUUGACUACCUUUGGGCUCUAUCAUUUAACACAUUUCAUCAUGACAGAAGGAAAAAGUGUGUCACUUUUGGUUGUUUUCUUUUAAAUCAAUGAACAAAGAGAUUAUCAAGAUAUGGCCACAGCAAGAGCCAUUCACAAUUGUUUUAUGACUUUUUUAUUAAAUAUUUUUGUUUAAAAAGGCCACAUUUUCAAGGAGAAAGGAGCCUAACAGCCCCCAGAGAUCUGGCUCCAGCUGUGUUCUAUAGAAGUUUUGUCAAAUCUGCAAAACGUUUUGGUCCAGUGACUCAGCCUUUACUGAAAAUUUCUGACUAGCUCUACUCUUAAGUUAGUUAGGCACCUGAGAUUUCUAAGUGACUUUAGAUGCUUUUGAAAAUUUUACCGAAAGUGAUUACUUGCAUGCUUAAAAUGUAAGCAUAUGCAUGUGUUUGCAAGAUUGGGGCCCAUAUGGGGAUCUAUCACAUAACAGUACUUAUGUCCUAAACAAUCUGAAUAUCACAACUUUAAAUUGUAGUGGUAUUUUGUUAAGAUGGGUCUUACAUGGCUAUUCGUAUUUUGGAUUUUCUAGCUCAUACUGACUUUUGACUUGAGAUGGGCAGGAAAAGGUUUUCCCCUUCUGCGAGAGUUUUUGAGAUUUUGAAAACUUUUACUGUCCCAAAUUGGGAUGAAAUGUCAACAUCUCAAAUUCUCAUGAACCAAAACAUUCAAAUCAGGUCAAUCGAAACAUUUCAUUUUGAUUUUUUUAAACUAUAUAUUAACUUAAAUUUCUAAACAAAAAUUUGUUUUAAAUUGGAAAAUUGAACUUUUUUUUUUACACAAAAAGUCAAAAUGGGACAUUUUAACCAUUUCAAAACUAAUUUUACCAUUUCUAAAAAUUGAAUUUGUCUAAACCCACCCUUUCCUGCAAAAUGUUUGUAUCAAAUGAUCAGCAUUUUCUGAUGAAAAAACAUUUUGUUGAAAAAUUCUCAACAAGUUCUACUUUUGACCUGCCUUCAUUAAAUUGUAAUAUUCUAUAGCCAAUGCUUGAAUGACACGAAGAUUGUAGUAUUUUUAAUAUAAAUAAUGAGGUUCUUGAGCUCUUGAUCAAAUUAAGUAGAAGAUUUUCAAGUAUAUUUUUUCAGUAGGAUUACUUUGCAGGUAAUGUCAGAAGAUUGUUUCUAAGGUUGAUAUGUAUUAGAAAGCCAACUAUUAUAAUAUACAAUAAAAUGAUGGCAUUCUUUGCUAUAA
This is a messenger RNA of Mauremys mutica (yellowpond turtle), 3408 nucleotides long. It is a transcript of the gene HDAC10, whose product is annotated as histone deacetylase 10. NCBI's taxonomy places the organism in Eukaryota, Metazoa, Chordata, Testudines, Geoemydidae. The record is from RefSeq and is a predicted model, not a curated record. Gene Ontology annotation, molecular function: histone deacetylase activity. Bases 116 to 2179 code for a protein of 687 amino acids. Gene Ontology annotation, biological process: chromatin organization. The transcript is spliced from 21 exons. Gene Ontology annotation, cellular component: histone deacetylase complex.